AUGGUCGAAACCGAUAGCCUAAGUUUUAUCUUGUCUUGCUGUUCCAUACCAUUUUACAUCAUUGGACUCAUCGGAAAUGUGUUGGUCAUUCGAAUUGUACACAAAACAAGGGAGAUGCACACCCCUACAAAUUAUCUUUUAGCCAGCAUGGCCGUUAGUGAUGUCUUCACGAUAAUGAUGUUUGCAGCUCUCAAGUUUGCCUUCAGUCAACAUGUACUUGAUGAAACUUUCGGGCACUUGGUUUGCAAGGCAUCGGCCGUCAUUACAACCUUCAUUACAAUCUUCGCAAUAGUUUCUUCCACUACUCUUACUGUGCUAGCGGUAGAAAGAUACAACGCUUUGCUCAAGCCUUUAAGAACCGGAUUGCGAUUAAGUGAAGACAAUAUUAAAAAGGCCAUCGCUCUAAUUUGGGUGACAAGUGUUUUUGUAUCCAUCCCGAAUCCCUUCUUUCAAGAAUUCGAUCGAAGCAAUUGCGUGUGUGUUGGUCGAGGGGAUUCAAAUAUCAAUCUAGCGUGGAAGAUUUACUUGAUUGUAUUUGACGCCCUCUUUUUGAUACAAUCGGUAGUCAUGGUAUUUUGCUAUGGUUCCUUGAUCAGAGGUCUCUACUUCACCAACACAGUUUGCCAAGAAACUGAAACCAGUGAUGGCGAGAGAAGCUCGGAGAAGAAGAAACUUGUUAUCACAUUCCUUCUAGCGACUCUCGGGUUUUUGAUCGGUUAUGUACCUGGUGUGGCUUUCAACAUUGUUGUUGCAUUUCAGACCAACGCGAAUAUAGAUAUCAACCUGUGCUCUCAUCUCCAGAAUGCGUUUUCUUUUAUGUUUAGCUGCAGUCUAUGUUUAAAUCCACUUGUUUACGGUUUUCGAAGUGCCCACUUUAGAGAGGGCUUCAAACGCGUUCUAACAACUUGUUGGAAGCAAACUCCACAGGAUGACGACAUUCACUGAUUCAGAUACUCUUUUCUUUUCAAUUUCCAACGUGAACUCGAAGAAAAGCUGAGGUCUGAGAACUUCGCAGCAACGUAAACAAUAGGAUUUGACAAUGCUGAAUAUAAUAUUCAAAUGAUAACGAUUUUUCUGCUUGUUCCUGUUCUUAAUUGUGCAUUAUUAUUCUGGGACGAUCCUUGCAGUUUUGAGAAAACCAUAGGUUCUUCUGAUUUUAUUAUUAGAUCGGGAGAUACGUACAUUGAAAGAACCUCCUCGUUAUGUACAUAAAGGCAUAGCUCCGCCAGUUCGAGAUACAGAUAGUAUCAAUGUUUUGCUAUAUGUUUUGUUCAGUGAUUCUUAAUCAAACAAACUAUAGUCAGACGAUACUUGAAUAAUAAAGGCUUCGCAGGCGGCGUUUAGUUGUCUCCUAAGAUGGCCGUUGUUCUAGUACUUAUCAAACUUGACACCUUUUUUUGAGACACUGUUUAUUUGAACUCUUUUUAGAUCGAGCUUUCUAAAUUACUAGAGUUCUUAGAAGGAGAUGGGUUACGGCCUUCGCUGUAAUCAACCAUUCAGGCUUAACAGACAAACUUGGAAGGUAACAGCGAAUCAAAAGAUGUCUAAGGUAAAAGUUUACACGUCAGGACAACUUUAUACGCGUGACUAAAUAGUAAGUGGUCAUCUUGGACCCGUCUUUCUACUGGAUCGGCCUUUCCCGUGAGUUUUCCUCACUUAGACAAAGGCCUGAAUUCUGAAAAAUAGUAAAUUCACAAAAGAAUGAAAGACGCUAAAGUGACCUGAAUAUAGAUUCUUUAGGUUCAACAUUACUUUUAAGAAAUUUGAUCAUGAUUUAAAAUUGCCAGGGAAACAUCACAUCCAAAACAACAAUCGUUUAGGCAAAAAAUUGGCGCGAUAAAUUUCAUAGAGAGUUUAGGGGGAAUUGAGCCAUAACAUAAGUGUUCAAACUAAAGAUUAGACCAUUACUCGUCAAAACCAACGGCUCUUGCGUUUAAUAAGGCAAGCUUAUAAUGAUUCUGCUGUAUAUUCUGAUCACAAACUAAUUCCUUUUCUAGGGUUCAAUUUCCAACAUCAGUGCCGUAUAUUGAAGGAUAUAUAAUUCGUUACUAAUUUUGACUGGGUCCAUUUUACACAAGAUUCACUCUAAGAAUAUAGCUUUUUCUCAUCCUUUUUUCAGGCGCGUAAAUUGUAAAAUAAAACAGAAGAUAAACAGUUUAAGCAGGUGUUUUAUAGACUGCGCGCAGACGAAAUUAAACUCUGGUUAACUCCGUCUGCGAAACAGCACCGAAAUCCUUGUUCUGGACGUCCAGCUGUGUACCCAGAUUUGAGUACGCGCCACGAUUGGCCAGUUAAAAAAGGCCUUUGUUUAGUUUGUCGUGAUCGCCAAUCAGGUUGAAGGGGAAUUCGAAACGCACUUCCGGUAAUUCGUUGAGUCCGUUGGGGGUCCAGAACAAGGAUCUCUGCGCUGCUUCGCAGACGGUACUAAUCAGACUUUAGUUAUCGUCUGCACGCAGGCUAGUGUUUUAAAGCCAUGAAGAAACCGGAUAACCAAAGUCAAUUGUUUUCGUAUUCGUAGAGUGAAGAAAAGGUAGAAACAAAUGAAAAGGAAGCGGGAGAUAAUUGCUUCAAAUUUGCUCCUAGCAAAAGAAGCUAGAUAAACCGAGCGUCCUUGUUGGUAAGCAGCGUUGAACCCUUUUCCGGCCUGUUAGUGUCAAUCAUGAAGCUAUCUGUGAUGAUUACAUGGCCCCUUUCGCCCACUGCCCUUUAUGAAAAACGUGAUGCAAAUAGGGCCGGCUUAUCAGUCGCACCAUAAUUAAAAUAAAGCUGACAUACAGUUAUCGAACAAGUGGUAUCAUUGUCAAAAAUGGCUUGUCUUUAUUUCACAGCGUUGAAUCAUGGAUGGAUGGAUGGAUGGAUGGAUGGAUGGAUGGAUGGAUGGAUGGAUAGAUAGAUAGAUAGAAAGUUUAUUGAAAUAAAUACAUGCUGGGCAGCCAGAGGCCAGGGGUACUCAACGACUGUUUUCUGUAACAUAUCUCUUCGGAGAAGGAAAUUUUGCCUGGAAUUAUCUAUCACUUUAGGACGGCUAAAAAUUUCUAGAUUACUCUUCCAUUCUGGUACAAUUUUCGAAGCUUAUCUUAUAAAAUGAAUCCCCUACGAUUUUGUGAAGUUUAAUUUUUCAUAUUUCACUUCUCAGGUUAGGUUAUUUUUGGUAGAAUAAAGGGAAUCUAAAAUUUUCGGAUUAAGAAAUGGGAUGAAGAGAGGAAUUAGUAAAAUUCUCACUUACGUAAUACGUAAAACCCUUGUAAUUUCGAAGAAAAGACUCAAGUUCCCCUAGGAUGGCCUAACAGAUAUAUAUAUAAAUAUGGCCUAACAGAUAUAUAUAAAUUUGUAUAUAUAUAUAUAUAUAUAUAUACAAAUUUUAUAGCUCCGCGUGAGAGGCUGAAUUGCGUAUUUACAAAUAAAACUAAGAUAAAAAUAGACUAAUUUACAAUACAUCAAUAUUAAAAAUUCAUGCAUAUAAUAUAUAAAAGCAUUAAAACCGAAUCAUUUAAUUGUACUUUAGGCACGUUGACAAAAUGAAAGCGUUCUUAAAAAGAUACGUCUUCCACUUUAGAAGCACAACUGAGUGUCGGUGUUUUCUUAGUCAAUAUGAGCCUUAUUGGCUUCCGUUAAUAACUAAAUGUUACGUUUGUUAUCCUUGUUGCCGAGGGCAACAUUCAAAACCUUGUCACAUAUGUCCUCGCAAUAUAAAAUAAUGGUUGGAAUACCUCGUCAUAAGACAGACUGCGGCAAAUGGAUGACAAAUGCCCUUUUUUGGACCCGCUCCAGCUCACGCUGUAAAUACUUGGGCAGAGCAUCAAAGAAAACAGGCGCUGCAUAAACUAGAAUUGAUCUUAUACAUGUGGCAUAAAAGAGAAUUGACUACUUUGUGUGAUAUCGAAUGUUCUACCGAACAGUUUAUUCUAAAAGGAGACAUCUUAAAUUCGAAAUUCUAUUGACUUAAACGAGCCCUAACAACGGUCUCCAGCAUGAAAGAUAGCCUAGAUCUGUUCCUUUCUCACUUUCCCAUUUUAGUUUUUGCCAUUGGUUUUAUAGGAAAUGUAUUGGUUAUCCGAAUCGUUCACAAGACACGACAGAUACAUACGCCAACGAAUUACCAUUUAGCUAACAUAGCCGUUAGCGAUGUCAUUUGAUAGACGUGUGACAUGUGAAUAGCGGAAGUUCCUUGUCACUUCCGGUUUACUCUAGUCGGGGAGAUUCAACGAGAUUUUGUGGGCGUUUUUAAUAAAACAAUUAUUCCACUCGCGCUUGUUGGAUAUGAGAUGGUAGUUAGCCAACUCAUAUCCAACGCACCCUCGUGGAAUAAUUGUUAAUUAUUAAAAACUGAACCAUUGGAUAAUGCAAUUCUAGCAUAUUGAUUGGCUUAGCCGUUAUGGUACAUGAGCUGUUAUACCAUGCUCUCCAUAUAUGGUCGGUGUACGCGUCAGUUUAAAAUUGGAAGCUAGCUGAGAUUUUUUUUCGCGAAGGAUAAAACGGCACCCGAAGCAAAUCGUUUUAAUUCAUCUCUUAGAAUACUAGAAAUGCAGUUUCGUCGAAAGAAAAAAGACAAAAACAGACAAAAAAAGCCACAAGAGCUUGUUUGAAAGUUUGUCGAAAAACACGUGAAAACACAUGGAACUAAAGUACCUUGACCAGCUACGAAAGAAGACAAGUGUUGUUUCUUCAUGAUCGCGAAGCCAUUCGCCGAUCGAGUCACUCGCCGAUAGAUGACUGCGGCUUGUUUAUCCGACAUCAAGAAUAUAAAUCACAAGUAACCAGCUACAAAUAUAGGCUAUGCAGCCAUUCACUAGAGCAAUCGAGGCGGCAGUAUAGCUUCUUUCCUCGUUCAGCAAAACCAGCUUGUGGCUUCUCCUAGAGAGUUUAGCGUUUUUGAUCGGUUAUGGGCCUUUUAUAGUUCUCUGCAUUCUUGUUGCAUUGGGAGACAAUGAACACUGUUCUUAAAGCUGUAUCAACAUUUCUUUUGGAAUUAACUUGAUGUCUUAACCCAAUUUUGUACGCUUUUCGUAGUUCAAGUUACCAACAAGAGUUUAAACGCCUACUGAUAUGCAAGAAACCGACACCGAACAAUGAUAUUGUGAUGAGGAAAGAGGGAAGAAGAGAGGAACACCUUUAAACUAUUUCUCCUUGCGUAGUUCAUAUCUUUGUGAUUUUAUUCUAAAUAGCGGUAGUUAUCAUAAUUUUUUCACUGCUCAUUUUUUGCUCAUAACAAAAAACUAUAUAUCAUUAGUAUUAUAUAACAUUAUAUAGUAAAUCGACUACAUAUCCCGUCAUCAUCAUUGUCAUCGUUGGUGUUCUUCACUGCAGAAUGUGAAAGUAAAUUAGAGAUAAAAGCAAAAACGAAAAACAUACCAUGAGAUUAUUUACCUUCCACUGACUUUUUUCUUUUUUCUUUCUUCCAAUAUGGGAAAUGUACAAGUAAGCGAGUUCAUGCAUUUUUAACAUUCUCAGUGUUAGGGAUGAAUAAAUUCAAAUUUGGGCUUUGUUUUUCGGAUUGACCAUUGUUGCCUGUCAAAGUGGUAACAACAAGAAAGACACUUUUGUACUGGUCGACAGUGAGAUAGCAAACGGGAGUUCAAUAACAAUGAUAAUUCAAUGAAAAAGAAGAAGUAACAGUAUGCUUUUAGGCAGAAACAGUGCAGGUAGGAUUAUGGGUACUUCUUUGUAAAGGGUUAGGAACAUUCUCCCUUCAAUGUCACAAUUUUGUGGCUAUUGUAAGGCCCGAAGCAAUUGGUAGUAUGGUUGCAGCAACUCGGGGAUCAUCGGUGACUUUUUUAUUUAAGGCAUGAAUUUGAGCAGCCACUUUUUCCAUUACUGACAUGAAAUGACCGUAUUUAUACGUGGAGCCAUAAUAGUAGUUGUGGUAUAGUCAAGUGGUCCUACUUCCCACGCCCGGCCGUCCCUGUUUAUCUUCGGGUCACAAACGUAUUAAAGUAUUAAAGUAUUAAAAGAAUGACGCUGGUAACUGGGCAGGAAGAUAAUAUUUGCAGUAUAAAGAAAACUAUUUGUUAGUAUGCAGAAAAGUUAUUAUGCUGAAAAAAGGAAAGGAAAUUAAGAUACCGUAAAAUUUAGAAAAUAAGUCCCGGGCCUUAUAUUUGUCAAAGGCCCUUUUUGAGGGGCUUAUAUUCGGAGGGAAUGUACGGAGGGAAAUUUGCGUUUCAAAAUCGAUUAGGCUUACUUAUAGUUGGAAGGAAUUUUUCCGUUUUUUCUUUGUUUUACCUUGUAUUUGAGGGCACUGUUUUCAAGUACAAGCCCCUGGGGGGCUUAUAUUCGGAGGGGCCAUUUAACGAAAGGUUUUUUGCGUUAGCAGGUUUGAGAGGCUUACAUUUGGAGGGGCUUAUACAUGAAGGGACUUAUUUUCGGAAUUUUACGGUAUAGUGAGGACCAAAGACAGGUGUAUGGCUAUUUAUAACUGACCUCAUAACGCGCUUUUAAUUAUGAAUUGUAGUCCUUAAUAUGUGAGACGUCCAUGCAAUAGAUCGUUUUCAGUCACGUGGUCAGCAGCUUUGUAAAUUGCUUGGAAUAAAAGAAAGUUUUAAUAUGUGAAAAGUUCAAUUCCCACAAGACUUUUUUUGUACACAAAACAUGGCCUCCGAUUCAUUGUUUUGUACACAAAUAUGGCCGCCUUGACGUCAUGUGAAAACGAUCUAUUGGUGGUCAAUUAUUUAACAGCAUGGUCCAAUGGUAUUAAUGGAUAUAUUUCACAAUUAUUCCUCGAGUCCGAAUUGGCUCUGAGUCAAUAGCCCAUGAGCCCGAAGACCGAAUGGGCUAUUAACUUAGAGGCCAUGAGGGCGAGAGGAAUAAUUGUUUUAGUAAAAUCCAACUAGGUGGUCAAAAAUAUCGAGAAUAAAAAUAGUUUAAUCCUCUUUUGCCGCCAAAAAGCCGGCGCUUUUCGCUUCUAGUGUGCUAUAACAUAUAGCCUAGUAGUAGCUCAACCAAUCAGAACGCAGCUUGAUAAUAGACCCACUGGUUGGAUUUUACUAAUUGACAUUAUCUUAGUGAUGUGAACCACCUCAAUUUGUCGCCUGUCUUCUAACUCAUAUGCGUGUAAUGAAUAUUUUUUUUUAUAACUAACAAGACCGAUAAGUCUUGUGAACAAUUUCUUUGAACAAAUUUCGAAACAAACACAAACACACACACACACACACAAAAAUAGCAAAACCUGAAGCAUUAAUCAUGGUCGAAACCGAUAGCCUAAGUUUUAUCUUGUCUUGCUGUUCCAUUCCAUUUUAA
This is a messenger RNA of Porites lobata, 7233 nucleotides long. Lineage: Eukaryota; Metazoa; Cnidaria; Anthozoa; Scleractinia; Poritidae. The record is from the annotation of a GenBank genome assembly.